Heteronotia binoei (common prickly gecko) is the source of this 624-nucleotide messenger RNA. Its product is annotated as dual specificity protein phosphatase 13-like. The record is from RefSeq and is a predicted model, not a curated record. Bases 1 to 624 code for a protein of 207 amino acids. The transcript is spliced from 3 exons. Gene Ontology annotation, biological process: protein dephosphorylation; negative regulation of MAPK cascade. Lineage: Eukaryota; Metazoa; Chordata; Lepidosauria; Squamata; Gekkonidae. Gene Ontology annotation, molecular function: MAP kinase phosphatase activity; protein tyrosine/serine/threonine phosphatase activity. Gene Ontology annotation, cellular component: cytoplasm.
AUGUCAUGGGAUUCACUCAACAGAGACGAGCUGCGACGUCCCACAAUACGAAAGGCUUCCAGUCUUACUUCCAACAGCUCGAAGAGCUAUGAACCACCCCCACUCGGAGAGAUCCAGCGCAUGCUGUGGAAGCCCGUGCCAUGCCAUGCCAAUGUCAAUGAAGUCUGGCCUAACCUCUACAUUGGGGAUCUAUAUGUUGCCCGAGACAUAGAGCACCUUCGGCGAAUGGGCAUCACCCACAUAGUGAAUGCAGCAGCUGGGAGGUUCCACAUUGACACAGGGGCCAAGUUCUACAAAGACCUGCCAGUGGACUACUAUGGAGUCGAAGCCGAUGAUGACCCAAACUUUAAUCUCAGCGUUUAUUUCCAUCCAGCUGCUAAAUACAUACGAGCAGCAUUGAACUCUCCUCGAGGCAAAGUUCUUGUUCACUGUGCCAUGGGCAUAAGCCGCUCCGCCACCCUCGUUCUUGCCUUCUUGAUGAUCUGUGAAGACAAGACCCUCGUGGACGCCCUGAACACCGUGCGGCAACACAGAGGAGUCUGCCCAAACUCUGGCUUUCUGAGUCAGCUCCGAGAUCUUGACAUCCGGUUAACAAGUGAAAGAGGCAGUUCCUUCAACCUUUAG